Clonostachys byssicola is the source of this 903-nucleotide messenger RNA. Lineage: Eukaryota; Fungi; Ascomycota; Sordariomycetes; Hypocreales; Bionectriaceae. The record is from the annotation of a GenBank genome assembly.
AUGGAUGCCUGGACGAAAGGAGAAGACGGCAACGAGAGCAGCAAGAAAGCCAAGGAGACGCUCGACUAUCGUGACUCGACUCAAGCUGGGCGUUUCUUCGGCCCCGAAGAAACAGAAAUAUACAACAUUCCCAAGAAAGAGCUUGUAGUCGUUGUUGGAGAGCGCGUCCUUAGCGAGGUCACGAUUGAUCCAAAAAAGAAUGCAGGAACAAAUGAGGACAUAUCAAUCGCAUUCAAGAAUGCCCUACCUUCCGCGCCUCCCGAUGAUGUGCAAAUCCUGGUUCGCCGAAUUGACGACAAGAUGAACAACCUGUUCAUCCUCUCUGAUAAGCGGAAUGGAUUGUGCUCUCUCCGCCAAUUUCCAGCAAGCUCAGCUGAAGAGAUAUUUUUCUAUCCCAAGUGGGCCAAAGUUGGCCGAAACUUCGCAAAGAAUUCUAAGGACCGGAAACCUGAGUGGAUGAAGUCUAUCACAGAGUUUUGCACAACAUGGUUGCACGAGAACAGCAACACCAUCCCUGAUCAUUAUCAAAAUUCAAGCAGAGAGCAGUCAUCGCCUUGUACACAGACCGAAUUUGAAUUUGUUGUUUCAAACUUGAAGAAGUCUGUUGUUUGUUACAGGGAUACAGGCAACCGAGAGCAUCUUUCGCAUAUGCUCCUCCAAGUUCAGAAGGGAGUUGUGCAUCAGCCGCCAGACGAAUCAGCUGAAUAUGCUUUGAAAAUUGUCAAUAAUCUCAUCACCGGUCCUGACAUGAUCACAAUCGAAGAAGCUGAGGAAGCCACCGAAGCCUUCCAGAGGCUUUGGUCUGUUAUCCUGCCUGAAGAUCUCAAACCGGUCGUCACUCCAGAGGCCUUGUAUAACUUGGGCACUGGACUUCGUGGCGGUAGACACAAAACCAAUUCUUGA